UUCACUUGAAACCGUAUUAUGACUACAAAGUGCACUUGUUUUUAUGGUCAUUAUAGCCUUUCAUCGUCGGAUGAAGAUGAUGUUUACAUUUAACCAUUAAAACCAAUUACUGCUAAAAUAUACUAAUCACUAUAUACUCUGCUGGUAUUGUAACAAUAUACUGUGAAUGAUGUUCAAAGUUUGUUCUGUAACAGCAAAACUGUCUUCAGCAAUUAUGAAAUGUAAUAAAGUUACGUCUUGUUAUAAUAUCGUUUAUUAUGUGUAGGUAUGUUUUUAUGUUAUGUAGCUAUAUUCAGUCAUAAACAGAAAGUCCAUUUGGAUCUUUUUUCGUAACCUAACUAAAACUAAGCGUAUUUGUUUGGGAGGCGUCUGGGUUAGGUAAGACUAUAAGUCCGUUCUAAAAUAAUUCCAGUGGUAAUUAUUUUGCUUUAUAAACAUAUUGUCAACAUAAGUUUUAAAACAGCCAAAACAGUUUAUGGAUAAUAAAUGGAAUGACAGAAUUUUUUUUUUAAUUACUUCAGCAGAGUUCGUUUGUUUCGAUGAGCUUAGUCAAACUGAACUAGCUUCUUGACAAGUAACCUAAAAUUCAUUAAAAUAAAGAAAAUAUAGUUUGCUUCGGUGGCCUGCUGUCGUGAUAAAAUAGUCUAUAACUGUGUUUAUUAACGAAACUAGCACUGCUGUGAGUAGAAACGUUUUUACUAAACAUCCAAAGUAUAUUUUAAAAGCACACUUUAGAAAAUGUAAUAAAUAAAAAAAUGACUAUGUCUAUAAACGUUAAGUCAAUUUCUUAAAACCGUAUUAUAACACUCUGGUAUGUUUUUGUAAUGGUUAUCUUAGCCACGCAUUUUCAUUCUUAAAAAUAUCAGUUUUAAUAACAUUAUACGAUUAAAUUUUAAAUGAUUGACGAAUACGCUUUAAUAAAAUGUGUCUAAUACUAUAUUAGACAAGCUAAGAUUAUGUGUGUCAAAGAUUUCCUCUUCGAGAAAUUACUGAUUUUGUACUCCGGAUUUAAAUCGCAUGACUUAACUAGUUAAAUUUUAAUCCACAAUUACUUUUAAUUAAUGUUAUAUGUGAUGUCCAUAUAGUGAGAGAGAAUUAUAAGAAUAUAACAUUAAUAAAAUAACAGCGAAAAGCAGCUGAAACGCUGUGAAACAGGCGCGCCGUAGAGCGGAGUGAGGGACCACUCUUGAUGACGUCACGCGCUUGAAAACAGGCCUUGUGUCCAGAGGGUGUUGGCUGGGCCUCGCGGCCUCAAUGUUUCCAUUACAAAUAACCAUGCUGUCAGGGGCGCAACAACAGGGGGGGGGGCAUGGGUAUUUCCCCCCCCCCCUUUCUGAAACCUUAAAGUGGGGGCAAAUGGGGGCAAAGAAAGUGCUGUGUAAUCAAUUUUUAGAUAAUAAAACUGCUUAAAUAGCACCAUUUUCCACCUUGAAAUAAAGAUUUUCCCGGGGAAAGACCCCCGGACCCCCCCCCCCCGCUUCAAUAGGGGGGGAUAGAUGAUUCUUCAUAAAAAGGAAUAUUGCCCACCCUUUGGAAAUUUAGUUGUUGCGCCCCUGCAUGCUGUGUCUAUGUUUUUAGAGAUAGAGUAUCAGUCCCGCUGACUUUUUUUUAAAGAAUUCAACUCAGUCAAGGGUGCAGUACAGCUGUUUAAGCGAUUUAAUUAAUAGCCUGAAAAGUAUGAUAUUUUGAAUAUUAUAUCACAUGAUAUCACCAUCUUGAAAUAAAAAAUUAAAACUUUUGAAGCCAUAGCACUGUUAAAGGUCUUCAAAAUCUACAACAUGGUUUUUGUUUGACGCUAUUAUCAAAAAAAUUGUGGAAAUCGCGCAAUAAUUUGUUUUGCAUGUAAAUGCCUAUCCCGCGGCCGGAGUGAAUUUGGUUGAAGCCCGGCCUUACUUCCGGACAAUAUAUCACCCUGGGUUCAGCCUGGCAAACGUUGGGUACUGCAGCUAGUAUUAUAUAUAAACCUUAUGGACAUUAAUUAUAUUCUAUUUAAACUCCAUUUAAAAAUAGUUACAGGUAAAGGUGUAUGUGACUGCGUACAGUGAAGUAUGCGUAAGAAUUGGUGUGUAGUUAAUUUUUAAAAGUUGUAAUAUGUUCACAUUUCCCGUAAUAGACGCUUGGGCACGCGUUUUAGGCCCUUGACAACGUUAAUUUGACCGCUGGGCGGAAGGAUACCAAACAAGAUAAAUAAUAUGAUAGCACAGUGGUAGAGUCGACUAUGCUUAAUAACAUCCGAAAAUUUGCCGCUGUAGACCUGUGCGUAUCACCGAAAAUUUGCAGUAAGCCCUAGAUGACAGCAACUGACAGCAGUUCAUUAAAAUGUUUUCCAUUUACGCACUCUUUACCGUAGACUCUCGAUAGCUUUAUGAAAAUAAUCUUAAAGCACUACUACACACAUUUAUAAUGAAUAAAGUUCUAAGUGUUAAUAUAAAUGGUAGGAAAAAAAUUGUUUCAUUAAUGAAAUAAGUUUUUUUACAUCAGUCAAGGAAAUAAAAAUAUUGUUCACUUAAAAAUAAAGGGUUUUACGAAAAUAUUUCUUGAACAAAAGUUGUUGUAUAAUUCUUAAGCUUAACAGCGACAUAUCUCUUAAAGGUCUAGCUUAAUUUAUUGGAUCACUAGAGCCUUCCGAGCGUAUCAAUGUCGUCUACGCACUGAGACAGAGCCACAUCCGCAAGCGCUGGGGCCACUUCCACUCCCACGAAAUAGAAGAGUUUAAAUCUUUGUAAAAUUUGCUCCAAACUGAAAUUUGAAACAGUAGUAACAUACACGUUUUCUAGCAACAUGUGAAAUGUUUACCUCCGAAAACCUUGCGCGUAACACCGAAAACAUGUAAUUAAGUACUAAAUAAUACUUUAUUGGCAAUUUAACAAUAACAAUUUAACAAUUUAACGUAAUUACUAUAGUAGACCUUCAUAAUAGCAAACCAAAACUAACUCAAAACAUUAAUCUCUAUGAUUAAAUUUAAAAACCUUUCACUACGUUUGACUAAAUAUGCCAUGUAUUCAAUAAUAUUAGGAGAGAGGUGUUAUGCAAAAAAAUGGCACAAAUGGAAAUACGCAUGAAAAGCCCGAUGUGAAAACAUUAAAUAAAAGUAGUUGCAAAGUUCUUAAGUUUUACAUUAGUUUAUUUGUUCAGAGUCUGGUACAAAUUGUCUGACCGCCGAAGCGAUCCGAGCCGCGUAGUGUGCACUACUGCGAGGUUGCUGAAGUUGGCUCGGGUCGGGACGAAUUUCGCUGUUAAGAAACAAAGUUUUUUUAAUACAUGGAAAAUUAUCCCAAAGAAGAAACUUUGUACAGUUGUAGAAUGACCGUUUUUUUAGUAACAUGUAAAAAGUUUACCGAUGUAACCCCUGUGAUCACACCAAUAAUGAGCAUUUAAGUCCUAAAUGAUAAUUUCCCAAACGAUCCACAAAAUUGUGUUUCGUAAAUAAUUUAAUAACUCCAUAAAUACUUUUUUUAAGUAGGCUCUCAGUAUACAGCAAACUUGGUUUUUCUUCAAACGCCAUACUGCUACGGUAAUAGGAAUAUGAAAUCACUACAGACAAUAUUUUGUUCCGUUUACUGUGGUGAAACCAGAGCUAACCGAGAAAUGACCGAGCGUCCCGGAAAGUUGUGAUAUUUGACGAUAUUUGACUAUAUUGCGCGAGUAGCACACCCGUACGUGACAGAGAAUGACUAGUUUCCUUAACCGUUAGGAUUUCUGGGACGAACACCCUCUCACAGCUAGGGUCAUAAAAUAAGGUCAAACUCUUGCAAAAACAUCCACCACCGCUCUUUGCCACUAGCAAUCCAACGACGUCAGCUAGGCGCAGCACUCAAAUACAAUAACUUAUAAAAAAAACUAAAUAUGUAAUGCUACCUAUACAUUUUACAACACAACUUGUGUUUUAUUUAUUUUAUGAAAAAAAAAAGUAAAGCUAUUAUUAUAGGAAUUAUGUUAUAAAAAUGAAAAAAAAACUCAGAGUACAUUUACGAUGUAUCGUUUUAUUAAAUUUUUAUGUAGCAAAAUGAUUUUAAAGAAGUAAAUAUAUAAUUUUUAAUAUUUUCGAAUACAGACUACAUUAAAAUUUUGCAUUGUUCUGAUCGAAAAUAAAACGAUAUAUCAGAAAUAAAAAAAUAAAAAAACAGUUGCUACAAAAAUAAUUUUUAAUAAUAAAAUUGUUGUAACAGAUUAAAUCCUUGCAUAUAUAAAACCAGAGGUCCUCUAGAGUUUUUCAUUUACAAGUUCCAAGCAGAAAUCGUUUAUUUUUAAUUUUAUUGUAUCAGAAAAAUUCAUAUAAGAAAAAAAUGCAUAAUCUCAAUACAUGUAACAUAAAUACACCCUAUCAUAUGAAUUAAAUAUGUUAAAAGUAAUCCCUAAGUAAGACCAAGUUGAAUGAGUGUCUCAGUACGCAGUGUGUCGCAAUGCCGCGCCGGCGCGGCGGUGGCCGUGAGAUCAGUACGGCCGCAGUACACUGCAACGCUCGGGCCGCUUUAAUAAGCUAACUAAUUACGUUAGACUCUUUAUAAAUAUACUGUCUUAAAGCUAAAGGUAUAACCACAAACAUUUAUUUGGACAUUUUCGCAUUGGGCUCUUCAAAUUGGUGUAUAUCGUAUUUUUAUCUGGGUGGCAAAGAUAAAAAAAGUCAUGAAUUAAUCGCUUAAUAUCAUAUCUUUAAUAUUAAUAAUUUAUGCUUUUUACAACAUUAAUUGCUGCAUUAGAGUCUCAAGAUUAUUUUGGUAAUUUUAUGGACAGUGUAAAUUAAAAACUGUACAAAUGGGUAGCAUUUUAAUGGACUGAUGUAAGUCGCUGUCAUCAAGGACUUAAAUGCAAAUUUUCGGUGAUACGCACAAGGUAUAGGUACAGCGGUAAACUUUCGGUAUGUUAUUUUAUUAAGCAUAGUCAACUCUACCUACUUGUAGCUGGCUUUUUGUAGAAUGAUGUACAAUAAUGAUUAUUGACAGAACAAUAUAAGCAUUACGUGUUCUUCCGCCUGUAUCAGCAGCAGUGUUGCACUGAUUGUACAAAAUUUAUUUUACUCUUCAGACAACUAAUGGCAGUCUUGAAAUUUUCUGCAAAUUUGCAGCAAAACCAAUUUGAUAGUAUAAUAAUUUCAAUCAGACUUACUACAAGCAUAUGAAAGCACACUUGUUAUAAGCUUGUUGCAAACACUUCACUACUAGCUUGCUGCAUUGCAAACAUCUCAUGACAUCUAGUGGCAAGCCACUGACAGCUUGGCAUGGUAAGUUUGCUGCAAGCUGGUCAUGGCAAACCAGCUGCGAGCUUGUCAAGGCAAUAAGCCUGCUGCAAGCUUGUCAUGGCAAACCAGCUGCAAGCUUGUCAAGGCAAGCCUGCUGCAAGCUUGUCACGGCAAACCAGCUGCAAGCUUGUCACGGCAAACCAGCUGCAAGCUUUUCAUGGCAAACCAGCAGCAAACAUGUCAUGGCAAACCAGCUGCAAGCUUGUCGCGGCAAGCCAGCUGCAAGCUUUCAUGGCAAACCUAAUGCAAGCUUGUCACGGCAAACCAGCUGCAAGCGUGUCAUGGCAAACCUAAUGCAAGCUUGUCACGGCAAACCAGCUGCAAGCUUGUCAUGGCAAACCAGCACCAAAAAUGUAAUGGCAAACCAGCUACAAGCUUGUCGCGGCAAGCUUGCUGCAAGCUUGUCACGAUAAGCCAGCUGCAAUUUUGUCAAGGCAAGCCUGCUGCAAGCUUGUCAUGGCAACCAGCUGCAAGCUUGUCACGGCAAGCCUGCUGCAAGCUUGAUUCAAUCACAUUAUGGCAAGCUUUCUGCAAGCUUAUCAUGGCAGGAUUGCUGCUGCAAGCUUGUCAAAUGUAAACUAGUUAGCUUGAAUCAAGCUUGAUUCAAGCUAACACACUUGCCAUGGCAAGCUUGAUUCAAUCUUGUAGGCUUGUCAUGACUCAUGGCAAGCUUGAUUCAAGCUCGAUUCAAGUCUAUUUUACUAUCUGGGUAGUUAGUGGCUUGACCUAAUCAUCACCUCUAAUUCUAACAAAGUUGUGUGCCAUGGGUAUCUUCCUGCACCGGGUCUAUCACGCCACAAUUUAUUUACCAUGCUUUUCCAUUCGCACACCUAAGUUUCUAGCUACAGAAAUAUCAAAAUUUUUUCAAACUGAUUUGCUUAACAAAGUUGUCUAGUUAUUCUUAUAAACCCGGCGUGUGGCGCGUCCUCCGUCUGCACAGAUGACACCGGCAUCUUGUUAUUGACGGCUCGAGGGGAUACUUGCUUUCAGAAAAUAUAAGGGAGCUAUUAAACGCGACGAUGAAGUGUCAAAUACAGUUUUUGAAUCCUAGCAUGUACUAAGAAACAGUUGUAUCCAAGAUGUACGCAAGGCUAAAUUGCUUACACCAGCCGGCUCACGGCUCAAAUAAGGCGUGAUUUAAGAAAUAAUGUUAAUGCAAACAAAGCUCCAACUGCGAAAAAUGUAUUAACUCUAACGAUUGCAAUUCUCAUUUCCUAAUAAAUUUCAUUCCUGUGGCACCUGACAUCCAAAAUAAGGCUACAAAAGUCAUGUUCAUAAUUCAGAAAGUCAGUUGGAAAAAACAUAAUGAUACGGUUCUUUUUAAGGCCCGUUCUACAAUGGCACGGAAAAAGUUACGACAGUUGCCCCUAAUAAAUAUUUUAUUUCAUUUACAGUAAUUAUAUUAGAUAGUUUUGGGUCGCAUAUUUAUUACAACUAAAUCGAGCAUAAAAGUUGCAAUUUUGGAGCACUAACGACCAUAUUUCGGCACUAACCAGCACUAACGUAGCACUAACGAAUGCAUUUAAUGAAUUUUUCAUAUUGUGCUUUUUCUCAUGUUUCCGGGCCAGCUUGACGUCAAGCCAGCCCGGAUCACAAAAUCGGCCAUAAAAGUUGCAAUUUUUUAGCACUAACUACCAUAUUUCGGCACUAACAAGCACUAACGUAGCACUAACGAAUGCAUGUAUUGAAUUUUUCAUUUUGUGCUUUUUCCUAUGUUUCCGGGCCAGCUUGACGUCAAGCGAGCCCGGAUAACUAAAUCGUCCAUAAAAGUUGCAAUUUUGGAGCACUAAGGACCAUAUUUCGGCACUAACCAGCACUAACGUAGCACUAACGAAUUUUGAUAAAAAAUUAUUCCCGACGAAAUAUGACUGGGCCCACUUGACGGACAUAUCACGUAAACGGAGACGGAUCUCACGGAACAGAGUUUCCACAAUGGCACGCAGAUGGAGACGGACCCGCACGGAUUAGCUCGGCAAUGCUGAGCUCUUCCGUUUAAGUUGCUCCGUGCGACCAAUAGACGCCGAGUAUUUGGAUUUGGUGGUAGUAAUGUUUGUUUAUGUUCUAAAUACGUUAACAUUUGUUUGAAAAACUAACAUUUUUAGUUUUAUUUAUUAAUUUGUCGUUAAUUUUAUAUAUUUGCAAAUUCUGCCCGUAAUUAGAUUUUAAAAAUAAUAUUUUUUUUUAUUAUUAUUUAUUAAUCUUGAAAUGCACUCUCAGGCCCGUUCUACAAUGGCACGGAAACGGAGACAUCGAAAACGUAAACGGAGAAGGAUCUCCCUGACAUUUCAUUGUUGCAUCUGCUGCUUCCACAAUGCACGGAAACGUUACAAAUGGCAACCAAUGAAAGUGCAUUUCAAAAUUAAAAAAAUAUAAAUUUAACUAAAAAAAAUAAAAUAUAUAUGUUUUAAAAUAUAAGUACGGGUACAGUGACUAUUUUAGAUUUUUGUAUACAACAUGUACAGAACCAUGAUUUAAAUAAAGUACAGUCAAUAUUUAAGCCCAAUUUCUUUGCUGUAAGCGUACUUUUUGGAUUUAAUAAUAGUUCAAAUUUAUAUCUAGAUUUGCUGAUGUAUAAUUAUAUUUUAAUAUUAUCAUGUAUAGCAAGUUUUUUUAACAUUAACUGUCAAUUUAUUAUUUAUGAACCAAUUAUUAUUUCAUCUAUAGGUAUGUGACUUUUUUUGUAUUUAAAUUACGUGGAAAUAAACCUGAUACUAAGAUUCUGUUAAUGGCAUUUAUAAUCCUAUUAUGAAAACGUUGAUUUUGAUGAUCUCUGCGACCCUUGCGAAACUCCGUGGAUAGUAUUUCAACUUCAAGUCAAACUCAUAGCUUUUAGCUUAACUGCCAGGUGGCAGCAUUGCUCAAACAGGAUAAGCCUGCAAUCUACCGUCAUUUUAUAUGAACUAGUUUUAAAAUAUCAGAUUCGACAGAAUUCCGGAUCGGUAUGGUUCUGGCGUACAGGUUAGUCACUGGAAUUUCACCUAAAAUAUUUCGACACUUUUCCGUGUGCUAUUUGUAGAUGCUAAUAACAAACAGAAUAGUCACUACGCCGUUUCGACACAAUUCCGUCAUUCCUACGAUUGUGCGGAAUAUAUACUAUUCCGUGUCGGUACAAAUCCGGGCCACCUUUCAGAAUUUAUUUCGUAGACGGAAUAGUCACUAUUCCGUUCGAUGAAAAUCCGUUCUUCUACUUAGGAAAUCCGGAAUAGUCACUACGCCGGGUCGAAACAAUUCAGUCGCCCCCUUUUCAAAUAUAUAUUUCUAACAUCUCUGUUUCUAACGAUAGGUUUUUACUACUGAGGUAAAGAUAGCAAGUUAACAAUAAAACAUUUUGUUUCAUAACAUCAUUUGCGGUGCAUACAUCUCAUUGUGAUUCCAGCAAAAUGUGUUACUAUUUUUUUGAUGAGGGUCGUGGAUUCUAUUUGAAAUCCCUGGUGUGAUUGGCAGUGGCGUAGCUAGGAUUUGUGUAUGGGGGUGUUAAGAAGCAUGGCCCUAUUAUUAAAACGGGUGGUCCGGGGGUCCUCCCCCAGGAAAAUUUGGAUUUUUAGUUGUGAAAUAGUGCUAUUUUAGCAGUUUUCGGUACUUAAAUUUAAAUAUUGUAAUGGUAAAAAUGUUAUUAAUUUUAAUAUGAAAUUUGUUUGAGUGAUGAAAAAAAAAUUAAUUAAAGAUUUUUGGCUAAGGGGGCGUGGGGGUUGAACCCCUAAACCCCCCCCCCCCCCUGGCCACGCCCCUGGUGAUUGGUAAUUUAUAAAUGUAAGUGUACUAGAACAAUGGACUUUAACAUUACCUGUACUUUAUCCUAGAGUACACCUCUUUUGUUUUAUUUUGUAAUUUUCUUAUGUUUUGGCUUUUCCAAAAAUUAAGAAUAUAAUUUUGAAAAUACUUUUUUUUUAGAACUAGAGAUGCCUGUAUUUACCCUGAAUACAGCUUUUUUUAUAUUUCUAUUAAUUUCUAAAAAAUCACCGUUUAUAGCUUAGAUUACAAUACCUAUGCAUUGAUUAUUUAUUUAUAUAUAGCUGCAAAUGGGUACACAGGGAUACCAACAUCUACGGAUUCUCCGUAGUUCCUACGGACAGAGUAUGUAAACUACGAAUCUCCGGACGGUGUAUGGCUGACUACGGAUGCGCGGCAAAUUAGUUAGUAGUCCUCUUUUUUGGCGUUCAGUAAAUUUUUAAUCGGCAGACAAACAUUAUUCUGAGAGCCGUGUUCCUUGUUUUAUGUAUUUAUUAAUUACGUUGUAUUCAUUUGUUAGUGAAGAAUGCGGACUACAGGCCAGGCAUCGCGAAGAUGUUUAUUGCGUUCUUUGUUUUGUGUAGUUCACCUUCACAAGGCUGGCGCGCGCGCGUCGCUAUCCGUGCAGCGUUGCCAUUAAAGUGAUGCGUAGACGUACCGAUGUUUCGGUACUCGUAGCAGUAGUUUCCAGGACGUUCUGUUACGUGCGUACCUGUCUUACGCGGCGAGCGUACCAUACUCACUAAGCGACUAACUUACUUGCACUGUUGCCACGCACUUCAGUUCGGGACAUUGUUGUUUACACCCGGUUGCCAGUAUUAGUUGGACCACUUUCUGCAGAAAGGAACCAACCCACAAAAAUGGGAAAAAUGAGCCAACCUCGUUACUUGAAAAAUUAUAUCUCAUUCUACAUUCUGCAGAAAGAAACCAACCUCUAACUAUUUUGUGCACCUAUCUAUGUGAUUUUUAAAGAAGGACUGAAAGUUACUUGGGAUGUAUUACAUUCUGCAAAAAGGAACCAUGUUGUUUGGUUCUUCUUUGCAGAAAACAUAUAAUGGAAAUUUUUUUCACCAGAACAGAACCAUGUGAGUUGGUUCCUUUUGUAGAAAUGUAUACCUAUUGUUCUAUGAUCUGUUUAAAGUAAACAUUGAUGUUUACAGAGUGCAGAUACAGACAUUAAUGCUAGUUAUAGAUUUCAAAUAGCUAUUACAGAUUCUUAAUGUGGUUAGUGUCUAAAAAAUAUGGACAUUUUUAGCAGGGGUAAAAAAUUGGUAGAGCUUUGUAUAUUACAAAACCCAGCUAACAAUAGUGAUUGUGAAGCAGGAGAGAGUUUGAGGCAAGUUCAGAGUAUUGAGGUAAGUGCAGACUUUAAUAACAAAAAUAAUAAUCUAGUUAUUUGGUCGAUGUAAGUAAUUAUCAUGAUAUAAAUGUGUUAUUUUAUUUUAGGAUGCUUCCAAGGAUAAUAAAACAUGUGAUGUUUGGCCUGGAAAUAAAAUGUUGUUGGAUAAUCCUGUUAGCAAUCCAACAACUGAAAGCAACAUUGAUAUAAUACUCCAAGAAGAAGAGGGAAAUAGAAGAGAGAAUAAUGUACAGGACCCUGAAUGUACUGGACUUCCAGUAGUAACUCUCUGGCAAAAUGACUUUGAUUCAGUACUGUUGCCAGUACCAGGAGUUGAAAUAGAGUUCAUUACUGCUAACUUCACAAACACAUCCCUGGCUGGAAACCUAACUACAGAGAUAAAUGGGACUGGCUUGGAAAAACACGAUACUGAUCCCAUCGAGAGUGUACAACUUUUGCCUGCUGAUGAAACUAGUUUAGAAGUAACCAGAAAAAAUGCAAACAUUGUAGCAUCUACAAGCCAUGAUAUUCUUCAGGGAGAAGAAAAUAUUAGUGAGGAGGAAAUGUUAGUUCACCAAAAUGCUGAUACCGAUUCAGACUUUGCACCUAAACCACCCGACUCUCCGCAGAAAGGAUGUGAUCCGCGGCCAAAGCGAGGGCGAAAGAGGAAGCAUGAAACUUCAAGAGAAGAAAACAAAGCAAAACGAAAUAGAAAUGAAGAACAUUACAACAACAAAGGUGUAAAAGUUGUAAAAUCUUUCAAAGAUUACCGAUGCAAUUGCUCACAAAUGUGUCACGAGAGACUUUCAGUAGAAGUGCGAAAAGAACAGUAUAUAAAAUACUGGGAGCUUGGUUCUUAUGAUGCACAAACCAAUUUCAUUGCUGCUCAUGUGUCUGAAAAUACAAAGAAAAGAAGCCAAGGAAAAAAUGAAGCAAAGAGAUGUUUUUCAAGACGUUACAGAUUUGGCAGUGAAAAUGUAUGUAGGGAUAUAUUUGUCAUUACUCUUGGAAUUUCAACUAAAAGAGUUAAUACCGCACUAAAAAAGUUAAGGACUUCUUCCAUUACUGACAAAAGAGGCCACACACAAGGUGGGAAGAACAAGAUAUCGGAUGGCAAGAAACAAGAAGUAGUGAGACAGAUUUCCAAAAUACCAAAAUAUAAAUCUCAUUACAGACGGGAACAAACUGGUGCUAAAUUUCUUCCCCCAGGCAUGACCUUACAAGAUAUGUAUGGAGCCUACAAAACUGAAGUUUCUGAGCCUGUUAGUUAUUCCACUUAUAGGCGCAUCUUUCUAAAUGACUUCAAUCUGAGAUUUAAAGCAUUGAAAAAAGACACAUGCAAUUCGUGUGAUACCUACGCAGCAAAAUUGCAGACUCCGUAUUCUGAAGAAGAGACAUUGAAAAUAAAGCAGGAUCACGACAAACACAUUGAUAUUGCAGAAGAGGCUCAAAAACUUAUGAGGACUAACAUGAAGGAUGCAAAAGACCAACCUGCAAUGGAAUGUUUGACAUUCGACAUGGAAAAAACGUUACCACUACCCAGGAUUCCUACCAAUGUCAUGUUUUACAAGAGACAGUUGUGGUUGUAUAACUGUGGCAUUCAUUCUGGAAAAUACAGCAAAGGUUUGUGCUACGUUUGGGUUGAAGGUCAGGCAGGUCGUGGUGCACAAGAAGUUGGAUCAUGUUUACUCCACCAUAUUGAAAAUAAGAUUGAGAAAGACACAAAGACACUUAUUUUAUGGUCUGAUAGCUGUGGUGGCCAAAACCGAAACAUUAAAUUGACGCUCAUUUUGAAAGCUGCUUUGGAAUCUCAUCCCUCGUUGACAAAAAUUCACUUACGGUUUCUUGUAUCAGGACACAGUUUCUUACCAAACGAUGCUGACUUUUCUGAUAUUGAAACUGCUCUCAAACAUCAGCAGCGUCUUUACCUUCCCGAGGACUACAAAGAAGUAAUGAAGACAUGCAGAAAAAGAAAUCCUCUUGAAGUGGUUGAAAUGAAAAAAUUCAUCGGAACAUCCCAGCUGGAACAGAUGGUUAGCAAUAGGAAGAUAGAUGUGAACAAAGAAAAGGUUUCUUGGUUACAAACCAGAGAAAUAAUGCUAGAGAAGAACAAGCCUUUUUCUAUUUUUCUGAGAAAAGACUUUGUAAGUGAAUAUUCAGAAAUUGAUAUCAAAAAACGUCAAAGUGGCCGACCUUUAACCGGUUUCCGUGAUAAACUAAUACCUCUGUGGGAAAAUGGUAAACCAAUAGCCAUCCCAAAGCUUCGUGACAUAGAAUCGGUAAUGGAUUUAAUACCUGGUGAUGCCAAAGAGUUCUACAAAGCCUUGUUUGGAGCUGCACAAGUAGAAGAUGAUGUUGAUGGCUUCUCAGGAGCACCAGAUUUUGAUGUGGAAUAGUGUAGCAGAUGUUACUGUUUUUCAGACUACAAAACCAAAUUUUUAAAUAGAAUCAGUGAUGAUUGUAAUACUUGGUGAUGACAAACAGUUCUAUACAAAGCGUUGUUCGGAGCUGUACAUGUAAAAGAUGAUGUCGCUGGCAUCUAAGAGUACCACAUUUUGACGAAGUGUAGCAAAUAGCUGUGGGUUUUAAACUACUAACAAACUACCUACUUAUAGUUUUGAAGUAUCUAGUAGUAAGUAUUUUAAUAAAAAAUGUUACUUUAGAACAGGUUUAUUAAGGAAAAACUUUUAUUUUAUUAGUAGUUGUAUGUAAAUAUAUUUUGUAUUAAAAAAACUACAAAAUGUUUACUAAUGUAUUUACUUAAAGUUUCUGUCGUAUUUAUUUUUGUUAAUCAAGUGUAUUAAAAACUAUUAAUUUAUAAAAUCAGAAACACUAAUAGUGCAGCUUGGAUCAUCCAACAAAUUAAAUAACAAUAUUAUUCUAUUCUGCAUAAAGGAACCAAUAAACAAAAAAACUAUUUUAAGUGUUAAAUAAUAAACUUUAUUUACUGAAAUUUGGAGGGAUGCUGCAGGAGUAAUAAAAGAGCUGUAGUAGUGAAUAUUGACAUUCUACACAUCCUUCUGAAUUGUUUAUUGAAGAUACACUUUGACUAUCAUUAUCUCAGUUCUUAUGUUGUGUGUGUUGGUUCCAUUCUGCAAAAAGUGGUCCAGUUUGCCUUUGCCGGUUGUAGUUUGUGUUUGCGUUAUCUGUUGAAAUGUGGAACAGUGGUUGUUAAAAUAAAUUAGUCAUGAUAUAAGGCGAAGUAAAUAUUCAACAACCAUGUCGGGCGAUGAAUGCACGACCACGAAAAGACAAAAGGUCGCAGCGCAGCGGUUUCGGACUGAGUAUGCACGCUAAUGGCAAUGUUUGAAAACCAGCGAGGUGUCGGAACAUAGUGCUUUUUGUACCGUGUGUAAUUGUGACUUUUCAGUCAAACAUGGAGGCCGUGAUGAUUGCAGGCGACACAUCGCUUCCAAGAAACACAUCGAACUUGCGAAGAUUAAGGCGGGAACGAAAUCAUUAAGUUCGUUUUUUACCAAGACAGAGAAUUCUCACAGCAUCAUGAAUGCGGAAAUGCUAUUUACAUGUUUUAUAGUAGAACAUAAUUUACCACUAUCAUCAGCAGACCACGCCGGAGAUUUAUUUAGGGCCAUGUUUCCGGACUCUACAAUUGCUAAGAAAUAUGCAUGUGCGCGUACUAAAACAACUGCAGUUCUUAAGUCGAUAGCGCAAGAUACAACACGCGAUGUUGUUUCCAUCCUGCAACAUGGUAAGUUUUCCAUGGCAACUGAUGGCAGUACAGACCAAAAUAGUGUUAAACUCUACCCCAUUUUGGUCAGUUACUUUGACAGUUCUAAAGGAGAAAUAGUAACUGCUUUGCUCUCCAUUUUAGAAACAGACGACAACACUGGAAAAGGAAUUUUCUCUGUUAUUGAUUCAGAGAUGAAGGCAAAAAAUAUACCUUGGAAAAAUUGUGUGGCAUUUGGCAGUGACAAUUGUAAUACAAUGUUAGGGCAUUUGCGAGGAGUAGCAUCCUUCUUGAAAACAGCAAAUCCUAGCAUAGUAGUUCAAGGUUGUGUGUGCCAUUUAUUGCAUAUUUGUGCCCAGAAGGCUGCAAAACAGUUGGGGAGUGACAUCGAAACAUUAGUUGUUGACAUUUACUAUUACCUUGAAAAAAGCUCAAAGAGGAAAAAGGAAUUAGUUGCUUGCCAAAAGCUGUGUGGUUUGAAAACACACAAAAUUUUGAAAUAUGUUUCGACCCGCUGGCUGUCAUUAUUGGAUGCUAUUAACAGACUUUUGGAACAGUGGGAUGCAUUGUUAGAGUUGUUUGGUGUCGAAGAUGAGUCAGUUAACGAUAGCCAUAGUUCUCGUUUCUUAAGUGUAAGGAACAUUUUAAAAUCUCCUCUCACCAAGCUGUACUUUUUGUUUCUUAGUAGUGUAUUACCCGCUUUCACUUCUUGCAAUGUAAAGUUGCAAUCUGAGGCUCCAUCCAUACACAUUGUUAGCAGAGAACUGUUGGCCUUGUUCACAGAUCUGUUGGCCUUGUUCACAGAUCUGUUGGUUCGUUUCAUGAAACCAGAUGCAGUUGUUUCAACUAAUUCUGACAUAACUGAGGUACAGUUAAAAAAACGGCAUCAGAAAUCAGAUGAAAACCUUGUGAUUGGAGCCAAAGCAAGAGUUUACUUAAGGGAAAAUGAAGAAAUACUUUCUACAUCACAGUUGAAGUCAUUUUAUGAGUCUGUCAGAAAUUUUUUUGUUGUAGCUUGUGACUAUAUGAUUUCUAAACUUCCCAUGAAGGAUAAAUUUUUGAAACACACUGAGAUAGUGGAUGUCAAUCUUAAGAAAGAGAAGAACUUUUCAUUUGUAGAGUAUCUUAUGUCUCAAUUUCCUGGGGUUGUCAAUGAAAGUGAGAUGGAUGAAAUAGAGCUUGAAUUCAGUAGGUACCAGAUUGACGAACUAAAUCAAGAAAUCCUAGGUUCACCAAAAAUGGACGUAUGUUGGGGAAAAAUCUCCAAAUUGGUAGAUGCGAGUGGCAGUGUUAAGUACAAGGUUCUCCCAAAACUUAUGCUGACCAUAUUAUUAGUUCCUCACAGCAAUGCUGCGACAGAGCGUAUUUUCAGUAUAGUAAGGCAAAAUGCUACUGACUUUCGUGCAAAUCUUGGAACUGAGACAUUAAAUGCUUUAAUGGUUGAAAAAAUAAAAAUGGGUGCACACGGAGAUAAAUGUUACAAAAAGAAGUUUUCCAAGAAGCAACUAGAAAUGGCUAAGCAUGCUACUGUUAACCAGUUGAAGCAAGGAGGGGUGCAUAAGGAGGAUUUAUAAAUUAACUUGUUGGCACACUGCUGAAAUGAGACGAUUUUGUAAAUAUGUGUGUGUAUAUAAGUUAAAUGUAUAUAGACAUUCCAGAAAUGAGUGUACAACUUAAAAAAAAAAAAAAAAUAGUAGGCCUAGGCCUAUUUCAUAACUUUCGGAAAUAUGUGAUCAGAAAUUCCUGUUGAGGUGAGCUUGCAAUUUUUUAUUUAUAAUUUAGCCAUAAAUGAGAUAUUUUAGUUGUGAGUGCAGGUAAAUGUAAUGUACCAUGUUUUAAGUGUUCUGAUUUAUUUGGUCUCUCAUUGUGUUUGUCUCCGGACCCCUCUCUUACAAAGUGUGGUCGAUGAUCCAUUGGCGAGGAGGGGUGACUACUGAUGAGACUACUCAGAAGUUGGCAUCCCUGGGUACAGAAGUGCCCGGUGGCAAGCAUUCUCCCUACUUUCCCCACAUUUUUUCCCCUUUCUGUUCUCCUCCUCUUUGAAGACCUUCCUAGUAUUUUCCGUCCUACUUCUAGGCAUUCCCCCAGCUCUCCCCAUCCUCCCACUCCACUCAGCACCUGGUACAUCUUGACUAGUCUCUCCUUCUGUCUUCUGUCCUUUAAGCUCUCCCAUCUCAAUCCUAUCAUCAUCUCUGUGGUACGACACUCUCCCUUCCCUUCUCUGUCUAUUCUCCUCCACUUGCCCUUCACCCAUCUAGCUGCUCUCCUCUGCACCCCCUCCAGCUCCCUCUCAAGCACUGCCGUGUAUGGGUCCCACACUGCUGCGGCAUACUCCAGCAUGGGGCGGACCAUAGUUUUGUAGGCCAUAUCACGUAAGGUGCUGCUUCCACCCCUGAGCACUCAUCCCAGCAUGCCCAGGGCCUGUCUGCUCUUCUUCACUACCUUGUCUACAUGCUCCCCCCACCCCAGGUUACCCUGCAGCACAACCCCUAGAUAUUUAUAACUGGUGGCCUCACUUAUCACGUCUCCCCUCCAGCGAUAUUCCUUCCUGUCAAUCUUCCUCUGCAGCAAUUGACUAAAAAAUUUCAAAUAUAUUGAACUGCUUCUGUAGAACUCUUGUCUCAGAAUAACACAAUGUGUAACUAU
Messenger RNA from Bacillus rossius redtenbacheri, 16641 nucleotides. RefSeq lists its product as uncharacterized. The transcript has 4 exons. Lineage: Eukaryota; Metazoa; Arthropoda; Insecta; Phasmatodea; Bacillidae. The record is from RefSeq and is a predicted model, not a curated record. Bases 10463 to 12703 code for a protein of 746 amino acids.